CCAUUUCAUGUGCUUUUAUUUUUUAGGUUGAAUUGGUAUCACAUUUUGGGUCAGAGCACUUUUGUCCAUUAAGCCUUAUAAGGGUAUUUGGCACUAGCAUGGUGGAAGAAUAUGAAGAAAUUGCUGAUUCCCAGUAUCAGUCAGAACGUCAAGAACUAUUUGAUGAGGACUAUGAUUACCCAUUGGAUUAUAAUACCGUGGAAGAUAAAUCUUCAAAAAAUCUUCUUGGUUCUGCUACAAAUGCCAUUCUAAAUAUGGUGAAUAUUGCUGCUAAUAUUCUGGGAGCUAAAACUGAAGACAUGACAGAAGGAAAUAAAAGUAUAUCUGAGAAUGCCACUGCCACAGCUGCACCUAAAAUGCCUGACUCAGUUCCUGUUUCAGCUCCUGUUCCAUCACCUGAGUAUGUAACCACUGAAGUACAUGUAUAUGACACAGAGUCUUCAACACCUGAAACUCCAAAAGAGAGUCCCAUUGUACAGCUAGUUCAAGAGGAAGAAGAGGAGUCAGGUCCAUCCACAGUGACCCUUCUGGGCAGUGGCGAACAAGAAGAUGAAUCAUCACCCUGGUUUGAGUCAGAGACACAAAUAUUUUGCAGUGAACUGACCACAAUUUGUUGUAUUUCUAGUUUUUCGGAAUAUGUAUAUAAAUGGUGUUCAGUUGGAAUUGCGCUUUAUCGGCAGCGCAGCAGAACUGCAGUGAGCAGAGAAAAAGAUUAUCUUAUGUCAGCUCCACCAUCCUUCCUGCUUCCUGAAGAAUCAGUAGAUGUUUCAGUAUUGCAGCCUCCAAGUGGAGAAUUGGACACCAAGAGUAGUAUGGAAAGGGAAGCUGAAACUGCUGUUCUUGAUGACUUAAGUAGUAUGCAACAAGGUGAUUUGAUGAAUCACACUAUGGGUGUGAUUGAACUUGAACCAAGCCAUCCUCAAACUCUUUCUCAGUCUCUUUUCUUAGAUAUUACUCCAGAAAUCAAUUCAUUAUCUAAAAUGGAAAUGUCUGAAUCUGUUAAACAUGAGGCAGGGCACACACCAUCACAAGUGAUUCCCCAAGAGAGUUCUAUUGAGGUUGAUGAUGAAUCAGAAAAGAAGUCUGAGAGCUUUAGUAACAUAGAAAAGCCAUCUCUUAGCUAUGAAACAAAUAAAGUUAAUGAGGUUAUGGAUAAUAUUGUAAAAGAAGAUAUGGCCUCCUUGCCAAUUAUUACAAAGCUAUCUGAAACAGUAGUUCCACCUAUAAACACAGCCAUUGUGCCUGAGAGUGAAGAUGGGGAAACCAAAAUGAACACAGCCGACACACCAAAGCAAACUUUGACUCCUGUUGUAGAUUCUUCUUCAUUGCCUGAAGUAAAAGAGGAAGAACAGUCUCCAGAAGAUGCCCUUUUGAAAGGGUUACAGAGGACAGCUACAGAUUUCUAUGCUGAAUUACAAAACUCUACAGAUCUAGGAUAUGCUAAUGGAAAUCUUGUACAUGGAUCAAACCAAAAGGAGUCAGUAUUUAUGAGACUUAAUAAUCGUAUUAAAGCCUUAGAAGUUAACAUGUCUCUUAGUGGUCGCUAUCUGGAGGAGCUUAGCCAAAGGUACCGAAAACAGAUGGAAGAAAUGCAGAAGGCUUUCAAUAAAACAAUAGUAAAACUUCAGAAUACUUCAAGAAUAGCAGAGGAACAGGAUCAGCGGCAAACUGAAGCCAUCCAGUUGCUACAGGCACAACUGACCAACAUGACACAACUUGUUUCAAACUUAUCAACAACAGUAGCAGAAUUAAAACGGGAGGUUUCAGAUCGACAAAGCUAUCUUGUCAUAUCUUUGGUUCUCUGUGUUGUAUUGGGACUGAUGCUUUGUAUGCAACGUUGUCGAAACACUUCUCAAUUUGAUGGAGAUUAUAUGUCAAAACUUCCUAAAAGUAAUCAAUAUCCAAGCCCUAAAAGGUGUUUCUCUUCCUACGAUGAUAUGAAUUUGAAAAGAAGAACUUCAUUUCCACUCAUCAGAUCCAAGUCUUUACAGUUAACUGGCAAAGAAGUGGACCCAAAUGAUUUGUACAUUGUAGAGCCCCUCAAGUUCUCUCCAGAAAAAAAGAAGAAACGCUGCAAGUAUAAAACUGAAAAAAUUGAGACCAUAAAACCUGCAGAUCCAUUGCACCCUAUAGCCAAUGGAGACAUAAAAGGAAGAAGGCCUUUUACGAACCAGAGAGAUUUUUCUAAUAUGGGAGAAGUUUAUCACUCUUCUUAUAAGGGCCCUCCCUCUGAGGGAAGCUCAGAAACUUCAUCACAGUCAGAAGAGUCCUAUUUUUGUGGCAUUUCAGCUUGUACAAGUCUGUGCAAUGGACAGUCCCAAAAGACAAAAACUGAGAAGAGGGCUUUAAAACGAAGGCGGUCUAAAGUCCAAGACCAAGGGAAAUUGAUAAAGACUCUCAUACAGACUAAGUCAGGAUCAUUGCCCAGCCUACACGACAUAAUCAAAGGAAACAAGGAGCUCGCCGUGGGAACAUUUGGGGUUACAGCAGUUUCGGGACAUAUCUAAAUUAAUCAAACUUUUCAUACUGAAGACUUUUUUUGUUGUUGUUCUUUGAAGAACAGUCUGUGGUAUUUGAAGGGUUGGGGGGGGAGGAAACAUUGGGAAAAGUAUUCAGAAAUUAUGGUUUCUGCCUUUUUAAAAAAUAGAUGGGAUUGUGUCAAUCUUCGUUAAUGAGCUACAGUUUUACAAGGCUGAUCGCUUCCUACAAGGACAAUGGUAAACAUUUUAUAAAGAUGUUUUUUCACAGAUUAAUUACUGGGACAAAUUAAUUUGGAAGCCCAGUUCCUUGGGUGGGAUAGGAAUGAAAGCCUAAACCUCUUCCUCUAGCUUUGUUCCUAUUUCUUGCACCUUCCCCCAUAUUUAUGUGCCUUUUGUCUAUUUAUAAUGCCACUGGAAGAGGAGGGAGAACUUUUUCUGUCAUUUGAUUUCUUUUAUAACUUUUUAGGUUUUUGAAGCUGCAAACACUACAAGGUUUUGGGGUGGUCUGUGCCUGAAGCUCAGCAGGGUGGGUCAGACAGUGUGAAGAGCCUAAAGACUUGCCAGCUAGGUCUGUUGUGCAAACUCACUGGAAAUAAACACUUGCUGGAACUUUAAGUCUGUUCUUUUAGGUAAAUAGUGAUGCUCUUGACAUUAUUUUCAUUUAUCUUAUUUGGACUGGAUUACUUUUUCCAUAGUUACUAAACUCAGUGAGGGGGGAAAAAAGCAACAAGUUCUUUUCAUGCAAACGACUAGUAUUUGCAAAUGUUUUUAUAAAUUUGACUUUAAACACAACUACUUGUGAAGAUUUCAUUAGAUAUUACAAUAACACUAAUCCUCCAAACUUUCACAUCACUGUUUUCCAUUUGUACAAAUAUAUGAGAAACUGCAGAUUUGGCAGCUGAAUUCAAGUGCAUUUAGGCAUGGUCACUGUCUGUGCACACACCUAUGCACACACACAGAGCUGCCAGUGGGUUUGUCCCACAAAUCUGGCUGGUCAAGUCUAGGGGAUUGUGAUUCCUUGAUAUUUGCUUUGUAUUGGCCACAAGGUGCAGAGAUAUGUUUGUGUUACGUCAAUAUGUUUGUCUUCAUUUGUGUUUUUUUCUUUUAAAAAAUAAUUGGCAGUGACUGUAUUUGAAUAAAGUGAUUUCAUAGUGUGUGCCUGUAUAACAAGUGAAAGUGGAACACGUUUCUUUUUGAAAGGGAGAGAAUUGACCUUUUGUAUUGUGAGAUUUAAGUUAUAACUUAUUGAGCACUUUUAGUAAUAACUGUUUUUAAACUUGUUUGAUACCUUUCUUGGGGUAUUGUUUGUAAUGUGACUUAUUUAAAGCCUUUUUUGUUUCUUUAAGUUGCUGCUUUAGGUUAACAGUAUGUUUUAGGAGAUUAAAUUGUUUUUGUCCAGUCUGCACAAUUAGCCAUUCAGAGCAAGAGGGCCAGAUUGUAAAGAAGCCCUUGAAAAAAGGUCCAGAUGAGAGCAGAGGCAGAGUGGAAAGUCACACCAUCUGUUGUGGAAAGAGGACUUUCAGUUUGUAACUACGGAGCUGUAGUGCCAUUAGAAACUGUGAAUUUCCAAAUAAAUCUGAACACUUGUCUUUAUUAAUUUUACUGGCUCUUCCAUCCUUUGAAAGAAAAUGCUCAAAUGUAUUACUAAGCUCUGAACAUAGAUUUAAGGUUUUGACACUUUUGAAGCUAAUUAUAAUAGCAUCCUUUAACUGUUGCUCAUGUGGCAGCCCCUGCAGAUUAUUCUUCACAUAAGCAUCUGUUCCCAUACAGCCCCAGUCUUACUUUUCAAACCCUAAAAUGAUAGCUUUGAAUCUACAGUAGGAUGUAUGUGUGUGCUUUUAUUAGGUGCAAACUACUAAUUUUUAACUUUUCUAUAUCUAAAUAGAGUAGAAAAUUUUGUAAUUUGGGGUUUAUUUUUUCAUCUCAGAAUAUAACUACAUGAAGGGGAAAAAAGUAACUUGAGUGAAAACUUUUUUAUUUGUUCUAAUUAGUUAUACAUUGGAAAAUUCUUACCAUUAGUAGAUUUGUAUCUGGCAAGAAGCAAAACUAUUCAGGUUGAGUAUCACUAAACCAAAAUCCAAAACUUUGGAGCCCUAUACCAUUUUUGGAGCUUUUGGUUUUGGGAUUUUCAGGUUAGGGAUGUCCACUCAGUAAGCAUUUAAAUAUUCCCAGAAUCAGAAAAUCUCUAAUAUCUGAAUCAUUUCUGGCCCUGAGCUUUUUGUAAGGAGUACUCAACCUGGUUAUCUCUGUGUGUGUGUGUGUGUGUGUGUGUGUGUGUGUGUGUGUGUGUUUAAUGGGUUUUCAGUGUCCCCCAGUGGCCAACCUCAUUUUAUUUCUAGUUCAAUGUUAGGUAAAGCAUUAAAACUACAUUAAAUUUCCCAAACUGAAGGAUUAGAAAGGACAAGGAUACAAAGUAAAAGUUCUUUUAAUGGAGGGUUUUAGAGGUUCUACGUGCAGACCAUUCAAAGAAUUAGUUCUACAAGGUGUGUUCUGAGAAACAGCACUUCUUCACUCUGCUGCUGCCCAUUGCUCAUGCCCCCCCACCAAGCAUUCCUGCUCCCUAGCAGCAGCCUCUUUGGAUUCUGCAUCUCUAAUUCUUGUGCUACCUUUUUAAUGCUGCUUAUCAAUUUUCCAGUUUUAGAUGUGGGCCUAAUUUGAAUACAUAGGCACAAACUUUAAAUAGAUACAAACUUGUAUUUGCUAACCUAGCUGAAUAAAUCUGCUUAAAAUCACUGUA
Molecule: messenger RNA, 5217 nt
Organism: Marmota flaviventris (yellow-bellied marmot)
Lineage: Eukaryota; Metazoa; Chordata; Mammalia; Rodentia; Sciuridae
Gene: Suco
Product: SUN domain containing ossification factor
Biological process (GO): regulation of bone remodeling; protein folding in endoplasmic reticulum
Cellular component (GO): membrane; cytoplasm
Source: RefSeq, a predicted model, not a curated record